This is a messenger RNA of Alosa sapidissima (American shad), 1008 nucleotides long. It is a transcript of the gene snrpb, whose product is annotated as small nuclear ribonucleoprotein polypeptides B and B1. The transcript has 7 exons. Lineage: Eukaryota; Metazoa; Chordata; Actinopteri; Clupeiformes; Clupeidae. The record is from RefSeq and is a predicted model, not a curated record. The coding region runs from base 153 to 869 and encodes 238 amino acids. Gene Ontology annotation, biological process: mRNA splicing, via spliceosome. Gene Ontology annotation, molecular function: RNA binding. Gene Ontology annotation, cellular component: U2-type prespliceosome; U4 snRNP; catalytic step 2 spliceosome.
UACUGUGAUAUUCCGGACGAGCUUAAUUUGUCGGACCAUCACUUCCGUUUGUUCAACGAUAAAGGGGGACCCGGCGGAAUAUUCUUCGCGGGUCAAUUUUUAGAUUUCUCUGGUGUAAUCCGAUCUAAAUCGGGACCAUCAGAAUCGCAACCAUGACGGUUGGCAAAAGCAGUAAAAUGUUGCAACACAUCGACUAUAGAAUGCGGUGUAUAUUGCAAGACGGACGGAUAUUCAUCGGGACAUUCAAGGCUUUCGACAAACACAUGAACCUAAUCUUGUGCGACUGCGACGAAUUCAGGAAGAUAAAGCCCAAGAACUCCAAACAGCCUGAACGCGAAGAGAAGAGGGUACUGGGUCUUGUGCUGCUCAGAGGAGAGAAUUUGGUCUCCAUGACUGUGGAAGGACCCCCUCCCAAAGAUACCGGCAUUGCUCGUGUCCCUCUGGCUGGUGUGGCCGGAGGUCCCGGUGUUGGUAGGGCCGCAGGCCGUGGAGUACCCGCUGGAGCUCCAAUGCCUCAGGCUCCUGCUGGCUUGGCUGGUCCAGUUCGAGGUGUUGGUGGCCCAUCACAACAAGUGAUGACUCCUCAAGGUCGUGGCACGGUUGCAGCAGCUGCGGCUGGUGCCAGCAUUGCAGGUGCCCCCACACAAUAUCCACCUGGCCGAGGAGGACCUCCGCCACCCAUGGGAAGAGGAGCACCUCCCCCUGGUAUGAUGGGUCCUCCCCCUGGCAUGCGCCCACCCAUGGGCCCUCCGAUGGGAAUGCCUCCAGGCCGUGGUGCUCCCAUGGGCAUGCCCCCUCCUGGCAUGAGGCCCCCUCCCCCUGGCAUGAGAGGACCUCCCCCACCAGGAAUGCGUCCUCCCAGACCCUGAGCAAACUCAACCGGGAAGUCAUCAUGAUCCAUUUUACUUGGCCGAGAAUGGGAAUCUUGAAUAAGACUGUUGUAUAGUUUGAUUUGUUUUUUUUGUUUUGUAAUUUGUGUUUUUUAAAUAAAAGUGUCUGAAGGACAAA